AGGCCAGACCCACGGCUGGAAUCCAUGGACCAGAUUGAAGGAUUUUCCCUUUGAUUGUUUCGAUUUGGGGAUUUUGAUUUAGGGUUUGAAUUUAUGUGGGUUUUGUUGAUUGGGUUUUUCUCUUGAGUUGUUGAUUCGUACUUUCAGUUACAGGCUGCCCACGUUCCGUUUGUUGAGGAAAGUGUGAAGGAGGCGGAUAGAGCAUUGGUCUCACACCUUCAUAGGUUGUCCGAGUUCAAGCAAUUCUAUUAAGGAUUGCUGUAGAAACUCUGAUUUUGGUUCUGAUUUGCCAAUUGGGUCUUGCUUGGAAGCUCAGGUGCAAGAGAAUCAGAGCAAGCUGCGCACACUCGGGAUCAGAAAGACAAACGAGGUUUUGGCUUUGAGGAAGAAAGAAAAAAUCCUGUGUUUUCAAUCCUAUUUCAUAACAUGAUUUUAACUUACGUGUCAACCAGGUAUUGGAGGCUGCAAAACUAGUCUUUAACGCCAAGACCGGACAUGGGUAUGUAUUUAGUAUUUACAAAGCAGGUGGAGAGGCGGACAGAGUAGAGUCAAAAUUCACAAUCCGAUGAGAGAGAGUGGUCUCCAACCAACAAACAUACAAAGAAAAGCCUAAACUCCGGGUGCUAGGGUUACCGUUGGGAUCGCAGGAGCGCAGCAAUGCAAGCGGGAGAAGCGUGCGGCGGAUGCGGCUCGUCGGAGAAAUGGGUGCUCCACACCGUCCGGCAGCGAGGGAGCUACCGGCGGAUAUGCACGCACUGCGUUCUGAAGGGUCACCCCUCGCUCUUCUGCCCGGUCUGCUUUGUGGUGUUCGACAAGGAAUCGUCCCCUCUGCCUGCCCCGUCGGACCGCCUCAUCUGCCUCCACUGCUCCUCCAUCGCCCACCGCUCCUGCGCCGUCUCGUCUCCCUCCUUCCUCUGCCCUCCCUGCUCCAACCCUAGCUUCUCUUUCUUCGAUCCCUAUCCCAAGCGGGCCAUCGACCUAGACUUGGCCAAGGCGCUCUUGGCCGCUUCGCGGAUCGCCGCCACGUCCAUCCACAAGGCCGCCGCCGCCGCCAGGGUCGACGCCGAGCGCCGCGUGAAGGAGGCCGCCUUCGCCAGGAAGAAAGCCAGGGAGGCCUUGGACCGCAUCGCUUUUCUUCUCGUCACCAAAGAAUCUCCCAAGAAACCCCUUCACUUAACCCCAAAUGGCGUUGAGGGAGGCAAGAACGCAACAAAUGGCUUGCUUUCUCUUUCCACCGCGGACGCUCAACGGAGCGCUCAUGCUAGUGAGGACUGAGAGAAGAACAAAAAGGUUGGGAAUUGGGACUGAGUCUUUUCUCCGAGUUAUUACCGUGUUUGUAAAAUUCAGUUUGAAUAGGACGCCCAGAAAGUCUUGUAGAGUAGAAUUUGUAGAAAUCAUGGGUUUAGAUUAGUUUCUUGUGUAGAUUCACCGAUGUUUCGUACUUGAUCUUCCUCCUCUGUAACUUUUUUCUUGAAUCGGAAUUUCCUUUUGCCCUUCA
Molecule: messenger RNA, 1498 nt
Organism: Corylus avellana
Lineage: Eukaryota; Viridiplantae; Streptophyta; Magnoliopsida; Fagales; Betulaceae
Source: RefSeq, a predicted model, not a curated record